Molecule: messenger RNA, 2362 nt
Organism: Ooceraea biroi (clonal raider ant)
Lineage: Eukaryota; Metazoa; Arthropoda; Insecta; Hymenoptera; Formicidae
Gene: Arp2
Product: Actin-related protein 2
Source: RefSeq, a predicted model, not a curated record
UGCCGAUACGCAGUCGCAGUAUUGUAUGUACCGUGGCUCGGAUUCCCUCACUUUCUGUUCAUCGUGUGUGUCGGAUAAAUUCGUAUUCGACGAUUCGAAUCUUUUUUUUUCAAUUUCGCAGCAUACUUCAAUUUCACUCGAUGCAGAACGUGCUCGAUGCAAAUUCCAGACUGUGAUACGAAAUGGUAAUCGUUGCACGAAUUAUAUCUGGUGCUUUAGUGUCGUAUACCGGUAACGCCCUAAUCAUCCGCAGGUAUUAGUCAUUUAAUGUAACUGAUAUGAGAAUAAUCUAAGAAAUAUCGAGAAGUAUCAUUAAGACAACAAGUACAAUCGAGAUGGACAGCAAAGGAAGGAAAAUUAUCGUCUGCGACAACGGCACCGGGUUUGUCAAAUGUGGGUAUGCUGGUGCAAACUUUCCGGCUCACAUAUUUCCGUCUAUAGUUGGACGACCUAUAAUCAGAGCUGUCAAUAAGAUCGGUGACAUCGAUGUGAAGCAAGAGUAUUGCGUUCGUGAUGUGCUUAACAUGCCUGAUUUAAUGGUCGGCGAUGAAGCGAGUAAACUUCGUUCUAUGUUAGAAAUAAGUUAUCCCAUGCAAAAUGGAAUUGUUAGAAAUUGGGACGACAUGUGCCACGUGUGGGAUUAUACGUUUGGCAAAGAGAAAAUGAAUAUUAAUCCUAGAGAAUGCAAAAUUCUGUUAACUGAACCACCGAUGAAUCCUAUCACGAACAGGGAGAAAAUGAUCGAGGUGAUGUUCGAAAAGUACGGUUUCGCUGGGACGUACAUCGCUAUCCAGGCAGUGCUAACGUUAUACGCUCAAGGAUUGAUCAGCGGCGUUGUCGUGGACUCCGGUGACGGUGUCACGCACAUUUGCCCCGUGUUCGAGGAAUAUGCCCUGUCACACUUGACCAGACGGCUGGACAUAGCCGGGCGCGAUAUUACGAUGUAUCUGAUUAAGUUACUGCUGCUGCGCGGUUACGCUUUCAAUCAUUCGGCGGACUUUGAGACGGUCCGGAUGUUGAAGGAAAAAUUAUGUUACAUCGGUUACAAUAUAGAGACCGAGGAAAAGCUAGCUCUUGAAACCACUGUGCUGGUAGAAUCUUAUACCCUCCCGGAUGGGCGUGUGAUAAAAGUAGGUGGUGAAAGAUUCGCGGCACCGGAAGCUCUCUUCCAGCCGCACUUGAUCAAUGUCGAGGCGCAGGGAAUAGCCGAGCUGGUCUUUAGCACGAUUCAAGCUGCCGAUAUCGAUAUCAGAAGCGAGCUCUACAAGCAUAUUGUCUUGAGUGGAGGUAGUACGAUGUAUCCGGGGCUUCCAUCGAGGCUUGAACGAGAGAUCAAGCAGCUUUACCUUCAGAGAGUACUAAAGAAUGAUACUACCAAAUUGAAUAAAUUUAAAAUAAAAAUUGAAGACUCACCUCGACGUAAGGACAUGGUUUUCAUGGGUGGUGCCGUGUUAGCGGAAAUAACAAAGGACCGAGAUUCCGUGUGGAUAACGCGGGAAGAAUACGAGGAGAAAGGUCUCAGUGUAUUAAAAAAAUUAGGCUCCUAUGAAUCAUAAAGGAAAUUAUUAUAGUGUAGAUUAUUUUCAACAAAUUUUCAAUCAAGGGCAAUCAAGUGUUUUUUAUACCUGGAAAAUACCGUUCUUGAAAAUUAAUCUUGCUCGAGUAAUUUUACAAAAAUGACUCGUUAUACAUUUGUGAAGAACGAAAAACUUGAAAAAAACUUACCAAGUGUUUCUUUUCUUUAUACGAAAUACGUGAUGUGCAUUUUUUGAUUAAACGCGAAUAGUAAUAUAAUUUCAAGUACAUUAAAAAAUUACUUAAAAAAUUUUACACACACAUAUACACAGGGUGUCUCAGAACUGAUGAUACAACCGAGAAGGGAGUGAUUCUACAUGAAAAAAUAAGUCGAAUAACAUUUUUUUAUAUAAGGCUUCGUUUUCGAGAAAAACGACUUUCUAUAUUUUCAACCUAUUUUUUCAUAUAGAAUCACCCACUUUCCGAUUGCAUCGUCAGUUCCAAGACACCCUGUAUAUAUACCAAGCACCAUCAAUCCAAUAAAAUAUUAGGAUCAUUAAAAAUUCAUUUGAUCGGAUGAUGUAUGUCUCUGAUUUGUAUUCCAUUUACAUAUUUCGUCAAUCAGAUGAUGAAACGACAUGUUGCAUUUUUUAUCUGUAUUUAUAUUUUAUAGCUCUUAGAUAGUCAAUGUAUCGAUAAAUUUUUACUUUUGUGCACGAUGAUUACACACAGAUUUAAAACGCUCGUUUCUCCUUUCUUAUCUGUUGAAAUCUCCUUUAUAGAAAGUGUAUAAAGUAUUAUAUAAAUAUAAUUGAGAUCAUAAAAACGAUCUUAUGUCCAGUAUAAA